AUGUCCGUGCUGGGGCCGCUGCCAGGAGGUGGCUGGGACAACCUGCGCAACGUCGAGCUGGGGCUGGUGCUCAGGAGAGACUAUUCGCAGUGCUUCACCACCGAGGACGGCGAGUACCUCAUCCCAGACCGCGUGCAGGUGGUCCCGCGGCGGGAGAGUAUAGUGGAGACCCGCGCGGAGCUCAUCGACCACUGGGUCAACUACACUGACACCUGGGCCGCCUCCAUCAACGCUGAGCUCUCCUUCCUCCCCGACCUCAAUGGUAAGUUCUCCGUGGACUGCCAGAACAUCCUCCAGGGCAUCUACUCUGUGAAGACCCCAGAGAACUCCGACUUCCAGCCCGACUUUCUGCGACAUCUGCUGACCCUCAGCGACCACCUGGAGAACAACCAGACCCGGGGGGCCGAAUACCUGGCGGAGAUGCUUGUGCUUAGGUACGGCACGCACGUUCUCACCGACGUGGAGGCCGGGGCUGCCUUGGUGCGGGAGGACCAGGUGAGGCGGGAGCUGGUGGACAGCGAAGCCCGAGACAAGAUCAACAUCACGUACGCCGCCUCGGCCUUGUUUUUCCACGCGGUCAACGCUGGGGACGGGCUUUCCUGGCAGGCGCAGAGCCGGCUUCUCCAGAACUACGUGCGGAACACGGUGGCCUCCAAGAUGCACAGCCACGGCGGCGUGCCCUUCUACCCGGGCAUCACCCUGCAGAAGUGGCAGGAGGGCAUCGGACGCCGGCUGCUGGCCAUCGGUAGGUCGGGCCCGCCCCUGCCGGUGCUGCUCCAGCCGGAGGCGCUGCCCGAGCUCCCCGCGCCCGCCGUGCGCCGCGCCAUCCACCGCUACUACGCGGUCAACACGCGUCCCGGAUGCUUGAAGCUUGGGGCUCCCACCUUCGACCCCCAGGCCAAUGUGGACGAUGGUUCUUGCGGAGGCCGCCGCCGCGCCAACUUCAGCUUCGGGGGUGUCUUCCAGGAAUGCGACGCCGUGUCCGGGCGGCACGCCGAUCACCUCUGCCGGGCCUAUCGCAUCCCCAACCCGCUCACCGGCAGAGCCUCUUGCCCGGCCAACUACACGGCCAGCGCCCUGGUCAGCGGGCUGAAGACGUGGAGCGAGGGCGGUCCUGAGUGCCAGCAGCGCUGCCGGAGGUGCUGGCUCUUCUUCCGAUGCUGCUGGACAGUGUGCGCCCCCCAUGAGCAUCGGAGCGCCGCGAGCCUGGCUGCCUCCUGGUGCGCGCCCUCGGGGCCCUCCCUGCCCGCCCCUGCGGGCCUCCUCUUUGGAGGCCUGUAUAGCCCUGGCAACCCAAACCCGCUCACUGGGUCCCAGGCCUGCCCCUCCCACUUCUACCCACUGACACUCUUUGGCGACCUCAAGGUCUGUGUGAGUAGCGACUCAGAGCUGGGUACAGCCCCGGCAGUCCCCUUUGGGGGUUUCUUCAGCUGCCAGGCGGGCAACCCCUUGGCUGGCCUUGUGAAGGGCCAGAGCCCUGGGCUCAUGAAGGAGGUGUUCUACCAGGACAGCCCCACGGAUUUCCCCAUGAAAUGCCCAGCAGGGUACAGCCAACACCAGGCUUACCUCAGCGAUGGCUGCCAAAUCCUCUACUGCCUCAGGGCUGGGGCCCUCUUGGACCAGGAGCAGGCAGCUGUUCGGAUGCCCCCAUUUAUUCCCUGCCUCACCGCCCCCCCGCCUCACCCUCCCCCCCCCCCCCCCCCCCGCCCCUUGCUCAACAGAAGCAGCGCCCACAGGCUCUCUGUCCUGGUUGACUCCAGUGGUCAGCGGGUCUGGGUGAGGCUGCAAGGCUCCGACCGCUGGCAGCAAGCCAAUAUUAAUGACCCAUCCCUGUCAGUCAAGCUUUUGAGCCAGGCUGGCUUGGGACCCAGCGUUGGGGCCAUUGUUGGCUCCUGGGUGGGUGCCAUGGUGGCCUUGGUGGCUCUUGCUCUGGGGGACCUGACCUACUUGUGGAUGAGGAAAUGA
This is a messenger RNA of Balaenoptera ricei (Rice's whale), 1965 nucleotides long. Its product is annotated as macrophage-expressed gene 1 protein-like. NCBI's taxonomy places the organism in Eukaryota, Metazoa, Chordata, Mammalia, Artiodactyla, Balaenopteridae. The coding region runs from base 1 to 1965 and encodes 654 amino acids. The transcript has 3 exons. The record is from RefSeq and is a predicted model, not a curated record.